Molecule: messenger RNA, 1535 nt
Organism: Helicoverpa zea (corn earworm)
Lineage: Eukaryota; Metazoa; Arthropoda; Insecta; Lepidoptera; Noctuidae
Exons: 1
Coding region: 65-1360 (431 amino acids)
Source: RefSeq, a predicted model, not a curated record
AGGAAACUUCAAAGACAUAACCAAUUAUCGACCCAUAGCUAUAUUGUCAAGCAUAGAUAAAAUCAUGGAAAAAUGCAUAGUCACUCAACUAGGAAAAUAUUUACAACAGAAUAAUAUUAUUAACAAAUGUCAACACGGAUUUCUAAAAGGCAGAAGUACAAGUACACUGUUAUCUGAAUUUACUGAUGAAAUAAAUAAUUAUUUAGAAGAUAAAAAAAUUGUAAUAGCUAUAUUUUUCGACUAUAAGAAAGCGUUUGAUACUUUACAAAAAGAUACCCUUAUUAACGCGAUGGAGGAGUGCGGUGUGAGACAACCACUGAACAAAUGGUUUAGUGAUUACCUCACAGCGCGCUCCUACCGUGUAAAGGUGAGUGAUACUUUCAGUGACAGUGUGACGGUACGGAGCGGGGUACCUCAAGGAUCUGGAUGUGGUCCUAUUUGUUACCUCAUGCAUGUCAACAGCCUAUGCGGAGUGCUGCGUCAUUGCUCGUCAUACAUGUACGCAGACGAUCUUUGCAUACUCCGCGCCGGAACCGACAUCCAAGAAACUUGUCAGCUAAUCCAACGAGACGUAGAUGCGGUAGUCAAAUGGUCACAUGACAAUGGGAUCAUUUUAAACGCUGAUAAAACCAAACUUCUCGUCAUUAGAUCACCAUACACACACCUGUCUAUUUCUACUCCUACACUAAUAACUCAUGAAUACUCAUGCUUUCAUAAUGAUUUGAAAAACUGUCAAUGCAAGCCUAUUGAAGCUGUUAAUUCUGUUACAUAUCUCGGUGUUAAAAUUGAUGAAAGUUUUUCAUGGUCUUGUCAUAUAGAUUAUAUUUGUAAUAAGUUAAGAAUAUUGCUUAGUAAGUUUUAUCAUUUAAGUUACAAAGUUCCUAUAAAUAUUUUAAGAAGUCUGUAUUUAUCCUUAGUUGAAUCAAUAAUAAGUUAUGCUCUUGACAGCUAUGGCCUAACCUUUAAAACUUACAUUAAUAAAAUAGAGUCAUUACAAAUAAGAUUUCUCAAGUUACUAGUUACAAAAAAGACCAAAUUAAAUUGCAAAGGUGAUUACAAGAAGUUAUUUAAAAUAUGUAACAUCCUACCGGUUCAUUUAAAACAUAGAUAUCUCUUAGCCAUAAAUCAGCACGGCAGGAAAGAGCAUGACUUAUCUAUUGUAUCAAAUACAUACAAUACACGGUCUAUGCCUGCCGGUAAAUAUAAUGUUCCAAGGGUUCAUAAUUAUUUUGGUGAUAGAACUCUAAAGAAGCGUGUACCAUAUGUGCUCAACAGUUUACCGGCAGACAUCAGACAAGAAAAUAAUAGAAAACUCUUUAAAGUUAAGUUAAAAAAGUAUUUUCAUAAAAUAAUUGAGUAGCGUAAUACCAUUAUAAUAUAUAUUGUAGUAGUUUAAAAAAAUUAUAAAUGUAUAUUUAUAUAAGUUUAUGUAAGACAAUGCGGCUCAUCACCCACAGUCAAACCGAUAAACCGGUUUUGUGGGAAAAUGUUUAUUUUAAAACUGUACAUUUUUGAAAUAAUAAAUAAAAAAAUAA